Molecule: messenger RNA, 3873 nt
Organism: Cucurbita pepo subsp. pepo (vegetable marrow)
Lineage: Eukaryota; Viridiplantae; Streptophyta; Magnoliopsida; Cucurbitales; Cucurbitaceae
Source: RefSeq, a predicted model, not a curated record
AAAUUUUGCAAGAGAAAAACGGAAAAGGGCAAAAGAAUACCAAACUAAAAAUAAUCAUCCCCCUCCACUUCCAAAGAUUUCCCUCGGUUUCCGACGCGUUUCUGAAUCUCUUUCCCUCUCCGAUAAAACUUCAGUUCGAAUCCAUCCUUUUUAUGUGUGCUUUGGACUGAUUGCAUUUGGAAUUCUUCGAGAUUCUCAUACUUUCUAAUCGUUUUGCAAUUUGGAAAUAGUUUGUUUUGUUAUUGUGCUGUUUUAGUUUUUUUCUUUUUUUUUUUUUUUUUUCUGAUCUCCUCGAAUUUUUGUUCCCGGGUUUCUUCAAUCGACUUCCGAUCGGCUGAUUCCGGUGUGAGAAAGUUAGUGCGUUUAGUGUUCGAUUGUUCAUUGUUGUGACGCUUCAGGAUAGAUUGGGGACUUGAUUUUGGUAAUUUUUUUUGAGAGUCCGUUAGGGUUUUGCAUCUUUGGCGUAGAGAGAAUUGGUUAGACUAAAUUAAAAACCUUAAUCCUUGCUUAUAAGCUUUUGCUUCGUUCCGGGAUGCUAAUUUGACGAUGAAUCAAGGCGGCAAUACUGAAACCUUAGUUCCUGCGCAACCUAGUUCGCUCGAGAAUCAACACAUUGGUGACGGAAAUCAAUCAGCGACGACAUCAACAUAUCUGCCUUUGACAUCCGCUCCAGAAGCCAUAGCAUGGGCUAAUCACAAGGUGGAUGGCAGUUCCAAUGAGAAUGGGUUGCUCCCAAAUUCCACUUUCCAAUAUAAUCAACAAGUGCUCCCACCUGCAAGAAAUGUACAAGAUGGUCUAAACGUGUCUUCUGUUGCUUGUAGUUCAUCAAGUUUUGUGACAUCAAAUGCGCCACAAGAUUACAAUGCCUAUGCACCAUAUUCCAAUUCUUCUGAUCCUUAUGGUUAUGCAAAUGCCGGUUACCAAGGUUACUAUAACAACUAUCAGCAGCAACCCAACCAUUCUUAUUCACAGCCUGUAGGAGCAUAUCAAAACACAGGUGCUCCUUAUCAGCCCCUUUCCUCAUAUCAAAAUACAGGGUUUUAUGCUGGGUCUACAAGUUAUUCAACCACUUACUACAAUCCUGGUGAUUAUCAGACAGCUGGAGGUUACCCAACUAGCAGCUAUAGCAAUCAGACUACCUCCUCAUGGAAUGGUGGCAAUUAUGGAAAUUAUGUUCCUAAUCAGUAUUCUCAGUAUACAACUGAUUCUAGUGGAGCUUACAGUUCGAGUUCUACAAAUGCAAAUUCUCUACAGUAUCAACAACACUACAAGCAGUGGGCCGAUUACUACAGUCAAACAGAAGUUAGCUGUGCCCCUGGGACUGAAAAACUGUCCGCGCCGGGUACUGCUACUGCAGGCUAUCAGGUUCAUGGUUCAACUAAUUAUCCUGCACCAAACAGCCAACCUCCACCUUCAUAUACCCCCUCAUGGCGGCCAGAAUCUGGUUCAUCUGAACUGGUUUCUGCUCAGCCUGGUGCUGUAAGUAGUGGUAAUCAUGAUGGUUACUGGAAGCAUGGGACUCCAAAUUCUCAAGUGCACCUUACUAAUGCUACUCAACCUCACUUUGAAAAGCCUCUAGAUUUAAAAACUUCUUAUGAUAGCUUUCAGGAUCAACAGAAAAGUGCAGGUCCCCAGGGGCCUAAUUUACAAUAUCCAGCACAUUUGGCUCCCCAGAGCUAUCAGUUACCUUCACAAUCUGUUCCACCUUUGGAAGCUAGAAGGACCAAGCUGCAGAUUCCAACAAACCCUAGGAUUGCUUCCAAUUUGAGCAUACUAAAAACCAGCAAGGAUAGCUCCACAGCUGAUGCUGCUGUACAACCUGCUUACGUCAGUGUUUUGCUGCCGAAGCCAAAUGAAAAAGAAUUGUCCAAUGAUACUGCAGUUUUUUUUUUUUUUUUUUUUUUUUUUUNUGAGAGGGCUUUGGCACGAUGUAAAGAUGAGAAGCUGAUGACAUCUUGCCAAUCAGUUCUGAAGGAGAUGAUCACAAAGGCAACUGCUGAUGGCACGCUUUAUACAAAAGACUGGGAUGUUGAGCCUCUUUUUCCGCUGCCUAGUGCGGAUGCAGUUAAUUCAGACAAUUUACAUGGUUCAACUCCUCUUUCUUCAUUGUCGAAGUCCAAGAGAAGCCCAAGCAGAAGAUCCAAGAGUAGAUGGGAGCCUUUACCUGUGGAAAAACCAGCUGAAGCACCUCCUUCUUAUAGUAAUGGUGCUGCUACAAAAUAUGGUGGCUGGGCCAAUGUUAGCGAAAGGGACAAAAAGAAUUUAUCUGGGAAUUCUGAGACAAAGGAUGUGAGCAAUUCAAGAUUCACUCUGUGGAAUCAGAGAACUGUGGGCAAGAUUUCCCAAGGACCAGCAAAGAAGCAGCGAGUUCUUGAUGGGAGUCCACUUGAUAAUGAUGGGGCAUCUGGCGAUAGUGAUAAGGAGCAAAGUUUGACAGCAUACUACUCUGGGGCCAUGGCACUCGCAAACUCGCCUGAAGAAAAAAGGAAACGGGAAACCCGAUCCAAGCGUUUUGAAAAAGGGCAUGGCCAUCGUGGAGAAAAUAAUCACUUCAAACCUAAAAAUGCUGGAAUUGGAAGCUUGUAUACUCGAAGGGCUAGUGCCUUGGUUCUUGGAAAAAAUUUAGAGGACGGUGGCUGCAGAGCUGUUGAAGACAUUGACUGGGACGCUCUUACCAUUAAAGGGACUUGCCAGGAAAUUGAGAAACGUUAUCUCCGUCUUACUUCUGCUCCUGACCCUUGCAGUGUAAGACCCGAAGAAGUACUGGAAAAAUCUCUCAAUAUGGUUCAAAUGUCUCAAAAGAAUUAUCUAUAUAAAUGUGAUCAAUUGAAAUCCAUUCGUCAGGAUCUGACUGUACAGAGAAUUCGCAAUCAACUAACAGCUAAGGUAUACGAGACUCACGGUCGAUUAGCCUUAGAAGUUGGUGACCUGCCGGAGUAUAAUCAGUGCCAAUCACAGCUAACGACUCUGUAUGCCGAGGGAAUUGAGGGAUGUUACAUGGAAUUUGCUGCUUAUAACUUACUCUGUGCGAUCUUGCACUCUAACAACAAAAGAGAUCUAUUAUCAUUGAUGUCAAGGUUGUCAGAUCAAGCAAAAAAAGAUGUAGCUGUUAGCCAUGCUCUCGCAGUUCGUGCUGCUGUCACCUCUGGGAAUUAUGUCAAGUUCUUCAGACUGUACAAAGCAGCUCCCAACUUAAAUGCAUGUCUGAUGGAUCUCUACUCAGAAAAGAUGCGUUACAAAGCUCUAAAUUGCAUGUCUCGUUCAUAUCGCCCUUCUCUACCUGUUCCUUACAUUGCUCAGGUCUUAGGCUUUUCUACUUCAUCUGGAGAUGAAGUUAGGGACAAGGACGUGGAUGGAUUGGAAGAAUGUACGGAAUGGUUGAAAGGGCAUGGAGCUUGCCUCAUAACAGAUAAUAAUGGAGAGAUGCAGCUUGAUGCAAAAGCUUCAUCUACAACUCUCUAUAUGCCAGAGCCUGAAGAUGCGGUGGCUCAUGGAGAUGCAAAUCUUGCUGUGAACGACUUUUUUACGCGAGCAUCCUCAUAAAACAAAAGAAAAUAAAGUAGGUGCAUCCUGUUGUUCCUAGCAAACUGGACACUUUUACUGUCCUCAACAAGCUGAUGUAAAAAACAAAGGAUGCUUCAUAUCGACCGAACUUUCGGAGGAAGAUUACACUAUUCCCAUCUCCAGUUUGUAACAGUAUAGAAGGAUGGACAGGUACAGUGUUAAGAUUUGAGUGAAACUAUCAAUAUAUGCCUUAAAUGGGAGAGAGGAAUAGCAUUCUGUUCAGGAAUCAUCGUAACUGUUCAUUAUUUAUUGGUAUUACUAGCAGUAGCAAAGAUUGAUAGAAAUAAAAGUAAAUUGUAUUUUAAUGUA